Microthlaspi erraticum is the source of this 1071-nucleotide messenger RNA. The record is from the annotation of a GenBank genome assembly. Lineage: Eukaryota; Viridiplantae; Streptophyta; Magnoliopsida; Brassicales; Brassicaceae.
AUGGAAAAUCGAGAAGCUCUUGUUUACACUCUCUUUUCCAUCGUUAUCUCUCUCCAAUUCUUUUGGAUAUUCCUAAGGCCGCGUUACAGUGCAUUUACGUCUGCGCUGCGGCUGACCCGCCACCUUAAACCGUCCAUCCGCCAUCUGACGUCGGCCACAAGGUCUGACUUUGAGUUCAUGUCGUAUAUGAUCAAUAAGGCUGAUUCAGUCAAUAAAGCACUGGACAAGGCUGUUCCACUCUGCGAGCCAGUACUCAAAAUCCGUGAGGCCAUGAGGUACACACUUCUCUCGGAUGGAAAACGUGUUAGGCCAAUGCUCUGCUUGGCUGCAUGCGAGCUUGUGGGCGGCCAAGAGUCAACCGCAAUGCCCGCUGCAUGUGCAAUUGAGAUGCUCCACGCGUCGUCUCUCAUCCAAGACGAUCUUCCUUGUAUGGACGACGACAGCCUCCGCCGUGGAAAGCCCACUAACCAUAAAGUUUUUGGCGAAGAUAUAGCCGUCUUAGCCGCAGAUGCCCUCAUAGCUUUGGCCGUCAAGAAGAUGGCUACAUCCACCUCGUUGAACGCUCCCCCGGCGAAGGUUCUCCGAGCCGUUGUGGAGUUGGCCAAAGCGGUGGGAACGGAAGGGCUUGUUGCUGGUCAAGCGGCGGACCUGGCCGGAGAAGGGAUGAGUUUUGAGGACAACGACGUGGGAUUGGAGCAUCUUGAGUUUAUACAUAUUCAUAAAACGGCGGCGUUGCUUGAAGCUGCAGCUGUCAUAGGAGGUAUAAUGGGAGGUGGCUCUGAUGAAGAGAUCGAGAGACUCCGGAGUUACACGAGAUGCAUUGGGUUGAUGUUUCAAGUUGUGGAUGAUGUGCUUGACGUGACAAAGUCGUCGGAGGAUUUGGGGAAGACCGCCGGUAAAGAUUUGGUCGCCGGAAAGCUGACAUAUCCGAAAGUGAUGGGAGUGGAAAAGUCAAAGGAAUAUGCGGAGAAGUUGAACAUAGAAGCGAGAAAGCAUCUUCAAGAGUUUGACUCUCACAAGAUGGCUCCUUUGUUAUCUCUCGCUGAUUACAUUGUCAACAGACAAAACUGA